CCAUGGUCACGCGGCAACGGGCAACACCAAGCAUUGAUAGUUGUGAUUCCGAGGAGGAGUGCUUUUUAUCUCUGCCGAUCGUAUACUAGUCUAAGUCCUUUGGAUAUAUUAUUGAUCUCUCUAUCCUUUUCAGACCACGGUUUUGUAUCCAGCAAACUGAAUGACAAAAGUGUUUGGAAGGGGGGACAUGUAAUGUAGCUUGGCGAUCGACAGACAUUGCAUUGGCACUUUGAUUUUGUUUUGACCGAUGGGAGACAUGAGUUCCCCGGGCCAUCGGCGUCGAGUAGUAGUGGUGCCAACAGCCGAAGUACUGGACUCUGCUUCAUCGUCGACGUUACUUCCCAGCACCUUUCAACGAUCCUCUUGGUCACAACAACGAGCCGCCACUACUAACACUACAAGUCACAGUAAUCCUCUGACAUCCUUUCUGUUGGGAGGCACAUACGACUACUAUCCCGGCAAGGACAAGAAACGCACCAAACGAAGAACGAUGUGGUAUCGACUCUUUUGUGCGUCCAAAUGGAGACGAGCCACGUCCUUGUGUAUCUUAUCCUACCUACUGGUCAAUCACGGAAUGCGCCCCUUAUGGAGCGCUGUGGUGGAUUAUAGCAAACUCAUUUUCCCGAGACGCCGCAAAGGAUUGCAUGGGACGUGGUUGCUCUAUGAUGAAUCUCUUCUGUCGAGUAUUCGAACUGUGGAACAAGAACGGGCGUCGGCCACGCGGUUGGCCAAACGGCAACACGAGUUGCAGUCAUCAUCAUCACAAUCAUCACAACAACAACCACCGUUACAUGUCCUACUCGAGCGCAUUGUACCGGGAUGGUAUCAUCGCAAUGACGCGGAGGGUGUAGUCGAACAAAAACUACGGGAAUUGGAACAACAACAACAACAACAACAACAACCACAACAAGAAAGGGAAGAACCAAAUGACAACAACAAACACAAUGACAAACAAUCAGAAGAAGCUAAUCAUCAGAAAUCCAAUAGCAGACACGCAAAGAAAGAGGAGGACACAAGUCACCAUCAGCAUGGAAAAUCCAAUGACAAACCUGAAGAAGAAAUAAUGAGACACCAGUCCAACCCACAUAGAAAUCAACAGAACAAUGGCAAAGACACUAAGAAGAAGAAAACCGACAAUCAGCAACAACCAAAAAGAUCCGAUCAUCAUCCAGUGGUUGAAACAGACAAGAGACGGCUAGCUACCAAUCCGUCAUUGGAUAUUAUUAAUUCUACCAGUGGUGUCCGCACAAUACACAACAUGCACUUGUUUCGCAACCAGACUAGUAGUUGCCCCACUAUCGCAUCCACGGAGGAGCUCGCCGUCACACUCGUGUUGCAAUCCACAAUGGAACGCCUCUGGAUCUUGGAAAAGACGUGUCAACGGUGGAAGAGUCCCAUCUUAUUGGUAUUGGCGGUGCCUUCUUCUUUGGAAGACGACUCCUCAACCACAACCGCAAUCAUACAAGCAGCAUGUCCACAGCUUGUCAUCAUUCGUCAUGCGUUGCAAGGGGAUGAAAAUGACCACGACUUGUACCCGGUCAACCGCUUACGGAAUCUCGGUCUGGAUCAAGUCCAAACAAGUCAUGUACUUGUAGCCGAUAUUGACUUUGUACCUUCCGUGGACUUGGAUACACUCAUUCGCAAAACGAUACAGGCAAGACGACAUUCAUGGCGCAAUAAAAAUCAAACAUCUCUGGAAGAGCACCGAGAAGCCCUCGUGGUGCCUGCCUUUGAACGAAUACCUCCUGCCGAGUUGUGUGAUAAUGACAAGAAUAACAAUUGUGCAAAAGACACCCAAGAAUCCCUGUCCAAAUUGGUACUUCCGAGUUCGUUCACAGAAUUGCACAAGUGUGUUUUGGAGGAGAAACAAUGUCGAGUCUUUCAAAGCAACAACAACUGGGAUGGACACUCGUCGACGCGAUCCAAAGACUGGCUCAAUGGCACUUGGUACGACGACACGAAAACAACGACAACCGACAAUACUCCGUUGAUUCGGACUUUGAACUGUUUUGAUUCCGUUCGCUACGAACCGUAUGUGGUAUUGCGCUGGUGUCCGGGCACUACAACCACCAUCAUGAAUGGUGGGCCAGUACAACAGGUAGCAGCUCCGUACUAUGAUGAACGAUUUCAUGGCUAUGGCAAGAACAAAAUUGAGCUGAUAUCCCAUCUACGAAUCAUGGGGUAUUCUUUUGCCAUUCUACCAGAGGGAUUUAUCAUCCAUUCACCACAUGCUACCUCCAAAGCAAAAAAGGCUUGGGAGUCGACAAAAGACUCUAGCCUGCACCGCCAAAUGGACAGUCUAUAUCCCAAAUUUUUGAAGGAGCUGGUGGCCAUGUACAAACAACAACACGAACAUCAUCGCAUAAUCAAGCAAUGCUAGACUAGCUUGGCUACUUCUUGAACUCUACUACUAGCUAGUAAUUGCCAAUACAACCCAAACACGUAAAAGGCGCA
Seminavis robusta is the source of this 2454-nucleotide messenger RNA. NCBI's taxonomy places the organism in Eukaryota, Bacillariophyta, Bacillariophyceae, Naviculales, Naviculaceae. The record is from the annotation of a GenBank genome assembly.